UAGCUCAUGGCUACGUCAAUCCUCGGAUUGACGAGUCCAUAACGACCCCGCAGCAUUCAAACACAGCAAUCUCUUUUCUCUGCACUUCUAAUACAACUGCAACCAACCCAAUUGAGUUUUAAAAAAAAGAACAAAAUGUCUUCCAACAGCCUCAACUACCCCCUCCUCGCCAUCCCGGCCUACUACGUCUUCUCCCUCAUACCCCACGGCUACGCAGGCAGCCUGCUCUCCUCGAAUGGCUACAAAGUCAACAAUGCGAAUCCCAAGGCCUCUCUAUCCCCAGACGCUGUAAAAGGGAAAGUGCCAGAUGCAGUUUUCCAAAAAUACCAACGCGCUGAAAACGCUCAAUCAAACAACAUGGAGCAACUACCACUUUUCGCCGCAGCAGUGCUCGCGAGUAUUCUUGCUGAGCGCACAACGGCCGUGGGGCUGGGACGGGAAGUAGUGUCUGGUGACGCAACGGGCCUGACGACGUUUGUGGCGGCGUGGUUUGCGGUUAGGACAGCGUACGUGGUGUCGUAUGUGCAGAUUGCGGAUCACGCAACGAGUUUUGUGAGGAGUAGCUUUUGGGCGGUUGGAAGUGGGUUGGCAGGGUAUCAGAUUUAUAAGGCAGCGGCAUUGUUGGGGUAAGGGGUUUGCUUGAAUUCGUGUACAAAAU
Molecule: messenger RNA, 658 nt
Organism: Bipolaris sorokiniana ND90Pr
Lineage: Eukaryota; Fungi; Ascomycota; Dothideomycetes; Pleosporales; Pleosporaceae
Exons: 2
Coding region: 136-630 (164 amino acids)
Cellular component (GO): membrane
Source: RefSeq, a predicted model, not a curated record